GGGAGCGCUCGGGUGCCGCCGCCUGUUGCACCAGCGCCCCGCGCCGCCAGCCAUUGUCCCCCGCUCCCCGCCGCUGCAGGAGGCCAAGCCGAGCCGCCCGCGGGGACCCGUAUAUCGCUUUCUGCUGCGAUUCUUUGUGCUUGACUUGGAGGUCUUGAAAGAAGCUGCACGCUGCUGCAUGCAGUUACAUGUUUGGGUCAUGAAACUUAAUCCACAGCAAGCUCCGUUAUAUGGUGACUGUGUUAUUACAGUACGACUGACUGAAGAAGCUGAACUUGAAGAUGAUGUAGUGUUUUACUUGGUGUUUACUGGCUCUGCUGUCCAACACUGCACAAGCACUAGAAAAAUUAAUCAUGGGACAUUGGAGACCAUUGCUCCUGGCCAUGACUGCUGUGAGACAGUGAAGGUGGCACUUUGCGCUGCCAAGGAAGGGCUUCCUGUUCUAGUGGUGGCAGAGGAAAGUUUUCAGUUCAUUCAGGAUGAGGCCUAUGAUGCAGCUCAGUUCCUAGCAACCUGCGCUGGAAACCAGCAAGCACUGAACUUCACAAGAUUCCUGGACCGGUCAAGGCCUCCCUCUGGGGAUGCGGAUUUUCUGGAUGAGAAAGUGGUUUUGGCAUUUCGGCAUCUGAAACUGCCAGCAGAAUGGAAUGUGUUGGGAACAGACCAGACGCUUAAUGAGAGUAGCCCCCGGGAGACAUUGUUGCAUUUUGCAGUGAGGCUGGGCCUUCUGAGGUUGACAUGGUUUCUGCUACAGCAGCCAGGUGGAAGAGGAGCUCUUUGCAUCCGCAACAACGAAGGGGCUACACCUGUGAGCUUAGCCUCAGAGCGGGGCUAUCAGAAGCUGCAUCAGCUUUUGACACAAGAGGAAGCUGGUGAACCAGAGUCUUGGAGCACUUUGUCUCAUAUAGUGCACUCGGGGGACUACUGUGUGAAAUACCACUGUGGGCUGAAUGUUUAUAUGCUAACGGCUGAAGCCAAGGAAGGAGCAAAGGCCAACAUGGAGCAUGACAUAGAGCAACUCCAGAAAUUCAUAGCAAGCCACCAGCACACGAGUGCAGCCAAACAGCCAGAGCCUGAGCUGAGAACUUCAGAGGAUAACUGCAACAUAGGAACAGAGGUGGAGGGUUUUCUGGAUGCUGCAGCCCCCCUCUCGGAAGAAAUGCCAACAGAAGGAAGCAAAGAAUGCCCUUCUGCACUGGUUGACUUUGAUGUGAGGAAGCUCUCAGCCCCAAUGGACCACGAGGAGAACCAGUGUGACAGUGGGAGUUUGGAAGUGCUUAACGACACAUCAAGUGAUUUGUUGAGCCUGGCGCGUGUAGAGAACCCAGGGUUUUCCUGUGAAAGUAAAAACACAGCUACGUUGAGUAAAAAGGAAGAGGAGGGGCCAGCCGCUAUUGUAGACUCUGGGACUGUAUCAGAUAAAAAUGACUGCACACUGAGCUCGGCUGCUGGAGUAAACGGUGCUGCAAGCCUAUCCUGUGGAAAUACAAAUGAGGAAACCGGAAUGACAUCCACUGGAGUUGUUUUGAGUCAAGCCAGCCUGUGUAGUAGAGAUAAUACCCAACAGGAAGUGCAAAUCGUUGAAGAGUGCACAACUGAAAGCUCUCUUCCUGUGGCUGAAGCUGCAUGCAAAGCCCAAACGCCCUGGGAGGGUGUGGAUGUGGCUAUGGGCCAGGCAGAAUGCAAGAACUGUACAGGGUCAGUGGAUGCUGCUUCAAUCCAGCAGCGUGUAGAGAAUGGAGAGGAUGAGACCUGGGGUUCAAGAACUUCAAGUCUGAAAGGGCAGCCCCCAGCAAGUGGGGAGUCGUUCCAUGCUACUGAGCCCUUUCUUGCAGCGUCACCAAAAUCUCCAAGAAAAGAUGGGGAAUGUGGAGAUGGACAAGAGAUGCAGGCACAGGAUAGUGCAAAUGCACGUGUCAACAGUGAUAUUAUCCCUGUAGGCCAUUGGGAGACAAGUAGCAGCGAAGAGAGUGGAACAGACCCAAACACCAAAAAUGCAAAGAUUGGUUUGGCAGCGGACUUAGUCCAAGGUGAACCCCUUGUAAAGCAGAGGCAGAGUAUGGUUGCCAACACUGGAGAGGAGCUGCUGGUUGUGACUAAAAUAAAGGUUUCAGAGAAUGCAUUGAAACAUGAGCCUGUUGUUUUGGAAGUGAAUAACAAUAGUAAGAGUGGUGAGCAGGGCGUGCAGGCGGAAGAUGGAAAUGCAGACCUUGGGCUGAAUGAACUGGUUUUGAGUAACAAUGUGGAGAAUAAUUCUGAAAUGAAAAACAGUCCCCUUGACAGGCCUGGUCCGAGUGAUGCAGAGACUAUGUGCUCCCUUGAAAGCAGCAAAACUAUUGCUAUUGUAAAUGAAGGCGAAGGUGACAGUGAAGCCCUUAAAACGAUGUCACUAGGAAUGGAAACUACUGGCAGAGGAAGCACAGAUUCAGCAGAGGAAGGCCAGGGGUCUGCUGGCAAUUGCCACCCUGAGAAUCAAGGUGUUUUAAAAGGUGAAAUGUGUGACAGCUUAAAACCAGACACUGCUUUAGCUAGCAAAAGUGAGCCUGGGUCACAACCUCCAUUUGACGCAGGUUUGUCCUCAGCAGGAAAAGAGCCUCUGCAAAACCAAUUGGUGGCAUCAAAAAGCAUUUCUGAACAGGAGGGGGCUGGCAAGCAAAUCAAAUCAUUCUCAUCUCCCUUAUUUAAAGAAGAUUUACAACAGGGACAGGCAAUUGGUCAGGAGAGAGAGGCUGCAGUGGCACCUCCAGGGCAGGAGGCGUCUGUGCAUGGUAAUGAUCCUGUCUUCUCUUCAUGUGGCAUGGGCACAGAGUGUAUCCAGGAUAAUUUAAUGGACACACCCUCUGCAAUUCAUAAUAAAGGAUCUAAACAAAACCAGGAAGUAGCAGCAGUAGCAGAGACAGCAGUGCUUGCUGAACAGGACAGUUCUGUGCAUGGUAAGAUACCAGCAGAAAAUAGUUUGCCUAAAGACUGGGGAAAAGAGGGCUCUGAUGAGCAAAGUCUGUCACAGCCGGCUGAAGAGAGUAAAGCUGAACCCAGUCAGGAGCUAUGUGAAAGUGGGACACUUGGCAAAGAGAAGGGUUUGUCCGAGGAGCCUGCUUCUGCUGCUGUUGUGAAAUCCUCUGUUUGCAGUCAGGGCGAGGAGUCUGCAGCGACUGACAGUAAGGCAGAUAUUGGGCUGAAAGGGGAAAUCUCCUGUCAGGAAGCAGAUGACAAUGCAACAGUGGAUGCAGAAGAAAGUAUUGUACAAGGGCCUGAAUCAGAGUACAAAUCGCUGGAUGCGAAGAAUGACCCUCCUCCCGACACAAUUUUAAACCAAGAAUGUGAUCUCAGUCAGGGGGCACAGGGAGGCUUUCUGCAAAACAAAGUGCCAGAAUUAAAGGAGGUCUCUGUUAUGGAAGCACCUUCUGUUGCCUUUGAGAAUAAGGCACCUCUAGGUGUAGCUGAAACAUCCACAGUACCAGGUGAUCCAGAAGAGGAGGAGGAUAUGAAUAAUGUACUCUCCAGAGCAUCACUUCAGCCUAUUGCAGAAGAGCCCCCCUGCGACAGCGACUCCAGCACUGACACCAUUUGUUUGGCCAGUGAGAGCGAAGUUGGGUGUGAAGUUAAAGAAGCCCAGCAACAGGUCUUGGAUUGGCCCAAAAAAGAUCAAGAGGAGCAGAACAAUGCCAUGCUGGAAGCGUGUCUCUCACAGUCACAGCCAUACAAUAUAAAUGGCGCUGGUGAGCUUACAGAUGACGUGGGGGCAAAGAGCUUGGUUCCAGAGGCUGAGGGCUCCUGGCUGGAAAAAGUUGCCAGUAUGGUGAAAAGUCCGGAUGGAUUUGUUUCUAUAUCAGAAACUUCUUCCGUCCCUGAGUCUGCAGUUGGGAAGCUAGAGUGUGUACCUGUUGGGGUUCUCCCCCCAUCCUCUCCCGAAGCCCGAGUGAUUAUGGGAGACGUCCUUAAUGGAGAUAUGGAUUUAAGUUUGCAGUUUGGUGAACCAACGAAUCGGGGGGAUGCAAGCUCAGAAGUGCUAGGAUCUGAGUCUGUUACAGAAAAGCUGGAGAUGAAAACUGAAGAUGAGGUGGAUUUUUUGAAAGACCUCAGAGAGCAUGCAGUUUCUGAAGGAACAAUAAAUCGUGAAAGCUGGUGUUCGAUAGAGCCAUGUUCAGAUCCUUCACUGCUGGAGCCGACGCAAACUCAAGAAUCUAGAGAAUGUGAAAAUUUCCUGGAGGAUGGGUUGAGGGGAGACUGUGCCUCAUCGCACGGUGUCCUGAAAAGAGAAACUGGAAGCGAGUCUGAACUCUUCCCCUUACCUGGCGAUGGGAUGGAUGACAUCGUCUUUGGAAAGCCUGAAGAGGAACAGUCUGCUUGUGAUGUCACCAGUUCCAGCUCAUCGGCAGAUGACACAGUCUCUUUGGAGAGAAAUUCUUCUCUUGGGAGUGACAUAUCCCUUCCACAUGCUCUAAACUUCAACAGGCCUAAGGAGAGGCACACUCUGGAUGGAAACGGCAUUGACAUGGGAGCUGCAGGGGGACGGGAGAGUGAACUUGGUGGCUCAGGCGAGAUGGAAGAGGAGCUGGACAGUAUUACAGAAGUGCCUACCCACUCCUCUGUCUUGAGAAAUUCCAUGCGACCACUGUCACCAUUCCGACGGCACAGCUGGGGGCCGGGGAAGAAUGCUGCCAAUGAGGCAGAAAUCAAUCACAGGAGUUCAACGCGAGUUCUGGGGGAUGGUAUAAGGAAGCCUCCCAUUCAUAGGAGAAGUUUGAGCUGGUGUCCCUCUGGCGUACAGUACAUUCCCAUGGGUGCUGACUUUAAUUGUAGAAGUUACAGCCUAGAAGGCCUUGCAGGAGACUCCGAUGAUAACAAGAAGCCCUCCUCAAAUUUAGAGACUUCCUCUUUGAGUUCCAGAGACCUCAGGCGAAGUCCACUUGCUAGUGAUGAACGUGGCUCCUUGGUCUCACUCACUGAAGAGGAAGUAGAAUCUGAGCAGGGGGAAAUCAGAGGCUUUGACCGUCAGAUGCGCCAAAGAUCACAGCCGCAUGGAUUUAAUUUCUGUACUUCUGCCACUUCUUCUCCGCUGACCAAAUCCAUUUCGCUAAUGACAAUCACUCAACCAGGACUAGACACCCAGAGACGGACUCGACCAUGCGGACGAAUCUCCUUCUCCUUCAACAUCUCUCCACUCAUCCCUAAGUCUAAAACUCUCUUUUCUGUUGGCUCUUCUUCCAGUGGUGAGGAGGAGGAGUUGGAUAGCACACGAUCGUUCAACAGCACCAGUAGUUCAUUGCCUCAGAGUGUGUCUGAAGAGAGCGACAACUUACCGCCUCCCAGCCCCUUCAGGAAAGGUUUAGAAGAGAAAAGUGGAACAAAAGUCAGUCGCACCUUCAGCUACCUCAGGAAUAAAAUGUCCAGCAGCAAGAAGAGCAAAGAAAAAGAGAAAGAUAAGGAGAAGACGAAAGAGAAGGACAAAGAUUCCAAGGAGAAAGAAAAAGACAAGAAGAUGCUAAAUGGACACCUCUUCAGUGCAAUCCCUACCGUGGGUCCAAUCAACUGUUACCACUGUAUGAAACCUUUCAACAAAGAUUCACACCUCUGUGCAAACUGCAAUGCAAUUGUUCACAAAGGCUGUAAGGAGAGUCUCGCAUCCUGUGCAAAAGUCAAAAUGAAGAUACAAAAGGGGAUGCUUCAGGCACACGAUACCUCUUCGUUACCCACAGUAAUUAUGAGAAACAAGACCUCACAACCUAAGGAGCGCCCUCGAUCUGCAAUACUUGCCCCUGAUGAAAACACAGUAACCUCAAUAUUCAAUAACAGAAGAUCACAGCAGACCACAACACUUUCAAAAAGUGUCUCAAUACAGAACAUUGCAGGAGUUGGUAAUGAUGAAAACAUGAUACAGACCUGGAAAUACCUGUCACAGUCAACAGACUCUUUACAUAAAAUCAGCCGGGUGAAUGAAUCCACGGAGUCGCUAACUGAUGAAGGUGCAGACAUGAAUGAAGGACAGCUCAUGGGGGAGUUUGAGAUGGACUCCAAGCAGCUGGAGGCAGAAUCCUGGAGUCAAGUAGUGGACAGCAAGUUUUUGAAGCAGCAUAAGAAGGAUGUCGUCAAACGGCAAGAUGUCAUAUAUGAGCUGAUGCAGACAGAGAUGCAUCACGUCCGCACUCUGAAGAUCAUGAGUGAUGUGUACAGCAGGGGGAUGAUGCAAGAGUUGCAGUUUGAACAGCAAAUGGUGGAAAAGGUCUUUCCUUGCCUGGAUGACUUGCUGAACAUCCACAACCAGUUCUUCCAGCGGAUUCUGGAGAGGAAGAAGGAGUCCCUGGUGGACAAAAGUGAAAAGAACUUUGUUAUCAAGAGGAUAGGAGACAUCCUGGUGAAUCAGUUUUCCGGUGAGAAUGGGGAGCGAAUGAGGAGAACGUACGGCAAAUUCUGCGGGCACCACAACGAGGCUGUAAAUUAUUUCAAAGACCUGCAGUCAAAAGAGAAGCGGUUUCAGGCAUUCAUCAAGAAAAAAAUGAGCAGCACGGUGGUGAGGCGCCUGGGGAUUCCUGAGUGCAUCUUACUGGUAACUCAACGGAUCACAAAGUAUCCCGUGAUAUUACAAAGAAUAUUACAAUAUACCAAAGAAAACGAAGUGGAGCAUCAAGACUUGACCCAGUCGCUAAACCUGGUUAAAGAUGUGAUAGCUGCGGUCAAUAGCAAAGUCAGCAACUAUGAAAAGAAAACGCGUCUUACCGAGAUCUACACCCGGACGGACAGCAAGUCCAUCAUGAGGAUGAAGAGUGGCCAGAUGUUUGCCAGGGAGGACUUGAGACGUAGGAAGCUCAUCCGAGAUGGGCCUGUCUCACUGAAAAACACAGCUGGGAGACUGAAAGAGGUUCAGGCUGUCCUCCUCUCAGACAUGCUGAUAUUCCUUCAGGAAAAAGACCAGAAGUAUGUCUUUGCCUCAUUGGACCACAGAUCCACUGUAAUCUCUCUGAAGAAACUGAUUGUACGAGAAGUGGCCCAUGAGGAAAAGGGUUUAUUCCUAAUUACCACCGUAGUGAAAGAUCCAGAGAUGGUAGAAGUCCAUGCCAGCUCCAAGGAGGAACGCAAUAGCUGGAUACAAAUAAUUCAGGACACAAUUAACACCAUGGACAAAGACGAAGAUGAAGGAAUCCCUAGUGAAUCAGAACUGGAAAAGAGAGUGUUGGACACCAAAGCCAGAGAAUUAAAAGAACAGCUUCAGCAGAAAGAUCAGCAGAUCCUGGCCCUGCUGGAGGAAAAGGAGAAGAUUUUCCGGGAUAUCACUGACUGUAGCAUGCAAGAGGAUGGCUCAGUCUCCAGAGUGCUGUUCAGGUCCGGUACAGAGGAGGCACAAAAAGGGGAGACCAUUAUGAAAAGUGCAAUAAACGAGGUUGAAUAUUUGCAAAGCUUGAUCAGCAGGAGUCUAGGGAGUGCACUUGGGGCUGCUGACCUGCUGCCAAACUCUGAGCAAGAAGGAGGAGUUGGCCCCAUCUCCCUUCCUAGAAGAGCAGAAACUUUUGGAGGAUUUGACAGUCAUCAGAUGAAUGCAUCCAAGUGUGGAGAGAAAGAUGAAGGUGAUGAUGCUCAGGAUCUCCGGAGAACAGAAUCAGACAGCAUUUUGAAGAAGGGGGGAAAUGCUAAUUUGAUGUUCGUGUUGAAAAGAAACAACGAGCAUGUUCUCCAAAGCAUUACGUACCUCCACAACCUGCUCAGCACUUUGCAGGGAAUAGUGUUGCAGCAGGAUACUUAUAUUGAGGAUCAGAAGCUGGUUCUCAGUGAGAGAGCGCUGACACGGAGCUCCUCCCGGCCAAACUCCUUGAUCGAGCAAGAGAAACAGCGGAGCCUGGAGAAGCAGCGCCAGGAGCUGGCCAACUUGCAGAAGCAGCAGGCCCAGCACCAGGAGGAGAAGCGGAGGAGAGAGAAGGAGUGGGAGGCCCGGGAGAAGGAGCUGACAGAGCGGGAGAUGCUGUUGGCCCAGCGAGAGGAGCAGGCACAGAAGGGGCACCAAGAUCUGGAAAGGGAGAAAGAAGAGCUGAAGCUGAGGAAAGAAGCCUACCAGCUGGAUCUGGAGCGGCUGCGAGCAGCACAGAAACAACUGGAGAGGGAGAAGGAGCAGCUCAAGAGAGAUGUGGAGCAAUUACCCCCAGUGCAGAUGGAGCCUGACCUCAGACAGGUUUCAAACCCCCAUGAUAAAAUGGUGAGGAUCCCCUCCCAGCCCACCGGUGAGGACUCCAAGCAGCACAGUUCUUCCCUUCCCAAACAGGGGCACUUUGAUGCAGGACUGUCUGUAUCACCCAAAAGGAACAGUCUCUCAAGGACACACAAAGAGAAAGGCACUUUCCACUUGCUUAGCGCAACGAACCAGACGAACAAGGCAGCCGAGGUGCAGCAGUCCACCCGCCUCUUCGGUUUAUCCAAGCCAAAGGACAAGAAGGAUAAGAAGAAAAAGGGCAAAGGACACCGCUCUCAACCUGCUGAUGCUCAUUCAUCAGAAGCACCACCAGAUGGCGAGGAGAUCUUCUGCUGAAUGUCUGCUCCUAAUUCUGCAGGGAUGAGCCUCCCUCUCCACUGUACUGUGUUAGACGCUGUACGUGCAUCUGAUGGGGCCAAAACAUGAGCAGCUCUCCCUCUACACAUCAACCAUUCUCAGCCUUUGUACAGCGGAAACGUCCCCUCCCACGUUUUGCAGCACACUCCUGGCUCCUGCACCCCACCAGCUCUCUGUGUUAAAUAAAACAUUUGUAAAGGCUGCACAUGGUGGGAAAGGGGCUCUGUCCUACGGUUUUUUGAUGAAUUCUGGCUGCAGAGGCUGACCACACUGCAAACAGCACCCACUUUGGGUGCAAAUCUUGGCUGAACGUAGGAAUAGAUGUUCCCAGUCUCUUCUUACUGCUAAAGGAUGAAAGACUAUGGCCCAAGGGGUCUGUGCCUCCAAAUUCUCCUUUUCUGGGGAAUACAACCAAAACCAAGCAUUUAGCAAAAGCCCAGGACUCUGAAAAUGGUGCGUACACACUGGCAUAUAGAUAUAAUAUAUAUAUAUAUAUGUAUGUGUCUAUGUAUCCACUGGGAUAUAUUUACAGUCUGUACAGACAAGCUGGGUUAGCUUAGCUCGGCCCAAGGAUACCUGAUGACUUUCAGGGCGCAUGUAGAUAUUAAAUAUCUUAGCCUUAA
Gopherus flavomarginatus (Mexican gopher tortoise) is the source of this 9159-nucleotide messenger RNA. RefSeq names its product A-kinase anchoring protein 13 (gene AKAP13). Gene Ontology annotation, molecular function: MAP kinase scaffold activity; guanyl-nucleotide exchange factor activity. Gene Ontology annotation, cellular component: actin cytoskeleton; membrane. The record is from RefSeq and is a predicted model, not a curated record. The coding region runs from base 179 to 8515 and encodes 2778 amino acids. The transcript is spliced from 40 exons. Gene Ontology annotation, biological process: adrenergic receptor signaling pathway; positive regulation of canonical NF-kappaB signal transduction; regulation of Rho protein signal transduction. NCBI's taxonomy places the organism in Eukaryota, Metazoa, Chordata, Testudines, Testudinidae.